Neltuma alba is the source of this 1422-nucleotide messenger RNA. RefSeq lists its product as uncharacterized. The record is from RefSeq and is a predicted model, not a curated record. The coding region runs from base 251 to 1081 and encodes 276 amino acids. Gene Ontology annotation, cellular component: ribosome. The transcript has 7 exons. Gene Ontology annotation, molecular function: structural constituent of ribosome; rRNA binding. Lineage: Eukaryota; Viridiplantae; Streptophyta; Magnoliopsida; Fabales; Fabaceae. Gene Ontology annotation, biological process: translation.
UUCGCUCCGUCUCCACCGACUCUGCGUGGCUGCCUGCAGCUCUCCGCCGUUCACCUCCGACGGCUGACUUGCGCGGCGAAGACCCUAUCCGGAGAAGCCGCAACCGGAGCGUGUUUCUCUUCUCGCGUUAUACGUACUUAGCAGCGUCAUCUUCUACAUUUCGAUCAUUGAUCAUGCAUAUACGGCUUCUUCCUGCAUAAAAGGUUUCAAAGAUCCGUGGCUGAUUUGGCUCCCUCAAAGCAGGGAAAAAAUGCCUCUUUACGAUUGUAUGCUUCUAUUUAAGCCUCAUUUAAAGAAGGAACCUAUCAUGGAUUUGGUUGCUAGGGUGGGAAAACAUGUUUAUAGAAGAAAUGGAGUUCUCACCGAUAUAAAGUCCUUUGGAACAGUUCAGCUGGGCUAUGGUGUUAAAAAGCUAGAUGGCAGAUAUUAUCAGAAUAAGUUUAAGAUCGGAAAAAACACAACUUGCAGGGCUCACCUUGUUGAUGAUGGUCCAUUUUCUGUUGCAAUCGGUGCUUGUAUGCUCACUUCUUUGCUGUUCCCUGUCUCCGAUGGUCAACAAGAGGAGGAUGGUGAUUCUGCCAUUGAUGGAACCGAUACUAGGUUUGCGGUGAUGGGGAUUAUUACUUUCAUUCCUUAUUUUAACUGGCUGAGUUGGGUUUUUGCAUGGCUUGACACUGGGAGAAGACGUUAUGCUGUGUAUGCACUUGUCUAUUUGGCCCCCUAUCUAAGGUCAAACCUAUCACUCUCACCGGAAGAAAGCUGGCUGCCUAUUGCUAGCAUUAUUUUCUGCAUUAUUCACAUUCAGCUAGAAGCAAGCAUCAGAAACGGAGAUAUACAGGGGUUUCAAAUAUUCAGGGAAGUUUCAAAUCAGAUAUCUUCGGCCAAAAGGAAGAAAGACCAUUUGAAUCAGAAGGAAGAAAUGUCUCAGGGAAGCAAGAAAGAGAACAGGAACCUGCCACCUGUCCAAGAACAAUCAAGGGAUAUUGGGGACUGGGAAGAUCCUCAAAGGUCCACAUCAUUUCACCAAAAAACCACGAAUGACAACUUGCUUGAGGAUGAUGAUGACAAUAGUAAACACUAGGAUGCCAGCAUCGUUUGAUAUUGUAUAUUGCAUUGUCCAUGGGUUCUUUAUAGAAGAUGGAUCAAAGUGCUGACAUACAAAUAAACAACCGUGCAUAUAUCACACUCUGUCAUGGCCAAUUCAGCUGUUGAUAAGUUUUUCAAGUAGUCUGUUAAUGCAAUGCGGGAAUGUGUUGGAUUAAAUGUGUGCCAUCUAGGAUUGAAACUUUACUAAAAUUAUACUGCAAUUAUAAAUUUGUGAGCAUACAGGAAGAGCGUGGUUGUAUUUAGAUGGAACUGUUUCAACAUUUUCACAGACUUGUGCACCAAAUUAGGCUUAUAAACAUCCCGAAUCAACUUCAA